GUAACUCUUUGUUGAAAUACUCGACAGUAAAUGAAAUUUCUUCCACAAACAUUUAAAAGUGAACUGAAAAAACCACAAGUAUUUUAAAUGGAUUUCGUGGCCAAUACUGACGAGCGUUUUGAUGUGUGCGAGAAGUUUAAGAAAUGGUCGCAUAUAUCGGAUAUUAGCGAUUAUGAGCGCAUUUACAACCUCUCAAUCCAAGUGCCGAACGCCUUCUGGUUAAACAUUGCGAACCAAUUCUAUUGGCAAAAUGACAUCCAAAAGGACUCAAUCUUUUCCUAUAAUUUCGAUGUACAUAAGGGUCCGAUUGAUGUCCAGUUCAUGAAGGGUUGCAAAACCAAUGCCUGCUAUAACUUAAUCGACAGAAUCAUUAAAUCAGGUUUGGGUGAAAGGACUGCAUAUAUUUGGAUUGGAAAUGAUUUAAAUCAGAAGAAGAGUAUAACAUAUAAUGAACUGAAGCGAGAAAUAUGCAAAUUCGCAAAUGUGCUCAAGAGUCAGGGCAUUAAAACCGGUGAUAGAGUUGCCAUAUAUUUGCCGGUCUCGAUAGAGCUGGUGGUGGCAAUGCUCGCCUGCGCCCGUAUCGGUGCCGUCCAUACGGUUGUGCUUAUGUCCGAUGCGAGCGAUGAGUGCGAACCCGUAUGGCUGGACGGAGAGGACCCGCUCUUCAUUCUGUAUACGAGCGGAAGCACUGGUAAACCCAAAGGUGUCGUUCACACAAUCGCUGGAUAUAUGCUAACAACUGCUCUGGUCUUCAAAUACGCUUUCAAUUACAAAGACGGCGACAUCUUUUUCUGCACCGCAGACUUGGGUUGGAUUACUGGCCACACGGCCAACGUUUACGGCCCGCUGGCCAAUGGGGCCACAGCUGUGCUCUUCGACGGUAUACCCACUCAUCCAAGUGCGGACAGAUUUUGGCGUAUAAUCGAUGAGAACAAAGUGAAUGCCUUCUAUACGGCGCCGACAGCUAUCAGGACUUUAAUGAAAUUUGGUGACGAUUUAGUGACAAAGUAUGAAAUGUCUGAAUUG
Messenger RNA from Medioppia subpectinata, 1026 nucleotides. Lineage: Eukaryota; Metazoa; Arthropoda; Arachnida; Sarcoptiformes; Oppiidae. The record is from the annotation of a GenBank genome assembly.